Arxiozyma heterogenica is the source of this 2481-nucleotide messenger RNA. It is a transcript of the gene LAS21, whose product is annotated as mannose-ethanolamine phosphotransferase LAS21. Lineage: Eukaryota; Fungi; Ascomycota; Saccharomycetes; Saccharomycetales; Saccharomycetaceae. Gene Ontology annotation, biological process: GPI anchor biosynthetic process. The coding region runs from base 1 to 2481 and encodes 826 amino acids. The transcript has a single exon. Gene Ontology annotation, cellular component: endoplasmic reticulum membrane. The record is from RefSeq and is a predicted model, not a curated record.
AUGCUUUUUAGACUGACUUUUAUUUUUUUAAUUCAAUUAUUAGCAAUAUAUUUCUUCAGUUUAGGUUUUUUCCCAAAGAAAAAUGUAUUGAAUGGAGCCUCUACUUUUAAUUACAAUGUUUCAUUACAAAAUAAUUCUAAACCUGUAUUCGACAGACUAAUAUUGGUUGUCAUCGAUGCCUUACGAAGUGACUUCAUUUUCGAUAAACAUAAUUCAAAUUUCCACUUCGUUCAUUCAAAAUUAAAUUCAGGGGAAGCAUGGGGGUUUACUGCAUUCGCAAAUCCCCCAACUGUCACAUUACCAAGACUAAAAGGUAUUACCACGGGUUCCACACCUAGCUUCCUUGACGCUAUUUUAAACGUGGCUGAAGAUGACAAUUCGUCAUCUAUCUCAGAACAAGAUUCUUGGUUACUUCAAUUACGUAGGUUUUCAAACCAUAGGAUAAGGUUCUUCGGCGAUGAUACUUGGCUGAAAUUGUUCUCUCCAGCAGAAAAAUUUUUUGAUGCGUGGGAAGGAACAAAUUCUUUUUUCGUUAGCGAUUUUCAAGAAGUAGAUUAUAAUGUGACUAGGCAUAUACAGACCCAAAUAAAUGAAAGAGAUCAAUGGGAUACUUUGAUUCUACAUUAUUUGGGUCUGGAUCACAUCGGGCAUAAAGGUGGCGCCUAUUCCAAAUUCAUGCCUAAAAAACAGAUUGAACUGGACACUAUCAUUCAACAAUUAUACGAGGAAAUCAUUGAUGAGAAUUCUCUUCUGGUGUUUAUGGGUGAUCAUGGGAUGAAUGAUAUAGGUAACCAUGGCGGAUCUUCUGCUGGUGAAACACACGCUGGUAUGGUGUUCAUGUCACCGAAAUUACUACAAUCCAGACCUUUUGAAAAUGUAAGUGUGCCUCUUGAUACACCAUUAAAUGAUGAUGGUGAAGUCAAUUUUGAAUAUAUGAAGCAGAUUCAACAAAUUGAUUUGGUGCCUACAAUCUCAACAUUAUUUAAUGUACCAAUCCCUAAAAAUAGUGUAGGAAUAACAAUUUCAGAAUUUUUGCCGUUUUUAGAUAAUGAUACAAGAUUAAUUAAGGUUUGGGAGAAUUUUAGGCAGCUUUCUAUCUUAAAUAAUGAAAUAAUCGAUAAAGACUUUAAAUUGUGGGAUAUAGAUAAACUUUAUUUAUAUAUGAAGGAGGUUCAACAAUCUUUAACAAGAUCAGCCACUAAUUAUAACUAUACAAAAUUGGCUAUUGGAUAUGUAUUUGUUGUUUUAUCUGCUAUCUUAAUAUCUCUAUUAACCAUAAAAGAAAUGCAGUUCUCGUCUAUUAUGAUAAUGCUAGUUUUCAUAUCUUCAAUGAUAGGUAUGUCAACCUUUAGUAGUAGUUUUGUUGAAGAAGAACAUCAAAUUUGGUGGUGGAUCAUUACUGGAACUUUAUUGUUAAUAAUAGUUUCAAGGCCAAAGAAAAAAACUACAUAUUUCUCAAGCUUGAUUAUAUUUAUUUGUCUUAGACUUAUUCGUGGAUGGAAUAACACAGGCCAGAAGACGGUAUAUUCAUAUGUUAUUGGUAAUCUUUUAGAUGAGACUCCAAGUAUUAAAUGGAGUUUGAAUUGUGUUACAAUUUUAUGGUUAAGUAUCCUAUCCACUUUUGAUUAUUUAUCUCCUUUAGCUCAGCUUAUUUUACCAGUAAUAAUUCUUUCAUAUAAAAUUAAUUGGACUAUCGUGGACAAAGAGAGUAUUCCUGAUUAUUUGAAAGAAAUGGUCAAAGUUAUUACAAAGUAUUUAUUAAAAGAAGAUCAUAUGGUUUUAUUUGAAAAUGCUUUGAUCCCAACAGCAUUAAUUGUUUAUAAGUUAUUUUCCAUCUUAAUGCUUCUACGCAUAUUUUUAUUGGUCAUUAAGGGGAGUAAUAAAGAGAAAUUUAUUAAAAGUUUAUUCAGAGAUAUCACGAUGUUUUUACUAUACCUUUCACCAUCAAGGAACAUUCCUCAGUACUUAUUAUUUGAUAUAAUAGGAAGGUGUGCAACCCAAAUAUUAAAAGAUGAAUUCAAAAGUUCAUUAUACUUGAUCCCAAUUGUAUCCAUGAUAUUACAGCAUUUUUGUUUUUUCCAGUUCGGCGGUUCAAAUUCUAUUGCAACUAUAGACCUAUCUAAUGCAUACCAUGGGAUAUCUUCGGAUUAUAACAUAUACAUUGUUGGAUACUUAAUGACAGUGUCUAAUUUUGCUCCUGCUAUAUAUUGGACCUUAUUUUCGUGGCAAUAUCUUUACAGUAAAAGUGUAACUCAUAAAAAUACAAAUAAAUGGGAGAUAUUUGCAAAGAGUAAAUUACCCUUCAUAUUUUUUAAUUGUAUUAUUGGGUGUUGUUUGUUUGCUUCCUGUAUAAUAUUAAGAUACCACCUAUUCAUUUGGAGCGUGUUUAGUCCUAAGCUUUGUUACUAUUUUACUUGGAAUUUAUUUAUGCAAGGAGUAGUAGGCUGGAUCUUUGAGAUGAUAACAGUGGCCUUUUUAUAG